Messenger RNA from Dermatophagoides pteronyssinus (European house dust mite), 4636 nucleotides. RefSeq lists its product as uncharacterized. The record is from RefSeq and is a predicted model, not a curated record. NCBI's taxonomy places the organism in Eukaryota, Metazoa, Arthropoda, Arachnida, Sarcoptiformes, Pyroglyphidae. Gene Ontology annotation, cellular component: nucleus; cytoplasm. Gene Ontology annotation, molecular function: calcium ion binding; protein serine/threonine phosphatase activity; zinc ion binding.
CCAAUUUGAUUGUUUUUCCAAUUGAAAUGAUAAAAUGGAUAAUGAGGAUAUUUGCAAACAUCAUUGCACUAGUUGCAUGAAUCAAGCCCGCGAUGUCCUAUUCUCUUGCGUUGAGUGUGAAGAUUUUUCGCUUUGUUUACAGUGCUAUGUAUAUGGCACGGAAAUUGGCUCACAUAAACGUGAUCAUGAAGUGAAAAUGAUCGAUCUGGGAACGUUUCCUAUAUUCAAAAUGAAUAAAGGUAGUAUUGAUGCACCAAUGGAAACAGAUGAUUUGGAUUCAGCAGUUGAUAAUGAAAUUGAUAACAUUGCAAAAGAUGACCAGGAAUUUGAAAAAUUUUUGAGCGAAGAAUUAGGGAUAGAGUUCACUGUAAAUCAUGUAAUCAAAGAGACACAAACACAAUUGCCAGCUCGUAUGGAUACCGGCCAAGAAGAAUAUGAAUGGCGAGCAAUGGAUGAUAAAGCACUAUUUGAAGCGCUGACUCGUGUUGGUUACGGUAACUGGAAAGAUGCUGCCAACUAUAUAAAUACAACUCUCGGGACUAAUAUAUCACCAGCCGAAGUCGAACGCCAUUACAACAUUCAUUACAUUGAUGGACUAAUUGGGCGUCUAUGUUGGACAUGGAUGUUUACCGAUUCUGUGGUAAAACAAUUGUCACGGUUUCCGUUCACUAUACGAGGCCAUCAUGAUAAACUUCAAUCAAAUAAAGAUAAUUGUUCGAAUAUAUUUCGUGAUAUUCCACAAGCGGAAUUAGAUUCUCUUGGUUAUUUACCUAAACGUGAUGAUUUUGAAAGAGAAUUUGAUAAUGAAGCAGAAACAUUGAUAUCGAACUUGACGCUUGGUUCUGAAAGUGAAGAUGACAUUGAAAAGAAAUUCAAAUUAGCUCAGAUUGAUGUUUAUCAGCGAAGGUUGAUCAAUCGCUUUCGUAAAAAACUAAUCAUUCGUGUUAAUGAACUUAUCAAAUUGUUCUUAGAGGUUCAUAAAAAUGAGUUUUUUAAGGAUUCACUUCAAGCACGACGUGAUUCGAAUAGUAAAAUAUUUAAAGAUUUUCAAGAAAAGUAUCCAAUGUUUAUGCCAUUUGUACGAUAUCUACGCAAACCAGAUCUUACUUCUUUAUUUCAAGAUGUAGCCACCGAGCAAGUAUUGAAAAUAAUGUUGAAGAAAGUCCUUUUAUUUUCAACAUUAUCAACGAGUAAUCUUGAUAAUUUGAAAAAUGAGGAUAAAAUCAAAAUGAUUCAAGUGUUUAACAAAGCCAUCAAUCAAAAAGUUGAACAAAACACCGGUGAUGGCAAAGCAGAAACGAAUAUGACUGAUAAUAGCUCGACGAAGUUGUCCACGAAACUAACUAAAAAUGAUUCAAUAGAUGUAGAAGAUUUGGACGAUAUGGAUGAAACUGAUAUAAUGAACGUGUUAUUCGCAGAUGAAAAUCAAGCCGAUCGGGAGUGUUUAAAUCUAAUAAUCAAUCACAAAUCAAUUCAAUCGCUAAGUCGUUCAAUAGCAGAUUUCAUACAAAAAUCUGGCGAUGUUGAAUUUAUGAAAGAAAUGUCAAAAUUUAUUAACCAACAGCAAUCAUCAUAUUGGAAAAAUGAAACAGAAAACGAAACAUUACCUAUAUCUAGUUCACCAAAAAAGAAAAUGAAACCCGAUCCGGAUAGUUGGACAUCAGAAGCCGAUGAAUCAGAAUCAUUGGCUCAUUUACUUUCUGAUACGGAAACGAAAUUAUGUGCUGAAUUGAAAAUAGAAGCAUCGUUGUUUGUUAAAAUGAAAAAUGUUCUUAUCAAGCAACAUAAAAAAUAUCCAAAAGCAGCGCGACAUCGAUUAAAUCUGGAAAAUAUAAUAACCAAACAUUAUUAUGGCCGUGAGCAUUUGGAAACUUUGCGACGAAUUCAUAAUCAUUUGAUUGUAAGCGGUGAAAUAUCAUCACCAGCUACCACCACAAUGAGUGAUUCAGGAAAACGAACAGCUACCAAAAGUAUAUCGACGGGUAGUCUUGCAAGUGCCGGUAUCGGUGCAGGCCUUCCCAUUGAAUUUCAACCUGAAGUAGUUAUUCACCGUGAAAAUCUACCACCAAAUCUAACUCCAGAAGGUCUAAGUGUUGAUCCGAACGUUCGAAUUUUUGAUUCAAUUGUCUAUCUUAUCUAUUGUCCAGAACAUGAUCGUAUCGCAGUAACUAAUGUGGAAAGAGCACGUUGUGUUUGGUUUCCAUUCGUAUGUCUUAAUGAACAUCAAACAUGGAUUCAAGCUGCACGAUCAGGUGUUGAUCUAAUCAUCGGCCGUAAAGAUGCCGAAGCUGAUGCUGAAGAAGCGGCCAAAAAAGCUCCAGUAUAUUCCAUAAGUUAUCUCAACAUAUUGCGUAUACAAUUGCCACCGGAAAAAUUCGUUACACGCUUAGCCAUGUUGGUGACGUUGAAAAAAUCACCUCAAAGUUCGUUUCAAUGUUGUCAACGUUCGAUGCGAAUUAAUUGGCUUCGUGCAAGUGACAUUCUUGCUGAUCGUAUCGAUAAAAUAUGGGGACCAGAACUAAAAAAUUUCACCCGUAUUGUCAUUGGUAUCAAUGAACGACGUAAACUAAUAACUGAAUUCAGUUUGGAGAAUUCAUUUUAUCAUUAUUUUACAAAAGAAAAUUCAAUCGAAAAAAAACUGCUCAAAGCAUCACACAUCAAACCAGAGCAUAUAGCGGAAAUUUAUGAAAACUUUGUUGAACACUGCUAUCCAUCGUUUUAUAUGUCAUUCGAAUCGUUCAAACAUUACCUUAUUAAAUAUGGUUUUGAUCGUAAUGAUCCUCGUAUCGCAUUUCUAUUUCGUGCUUGUAGCUUAUAUGACAAUGAUUUUCUACAUUUCCACGAAAUGCUUCUUGGCAUUAUUGCCAUGGAACCGACAACUAAACAUUUUACUGAAGGUCGUUUGAAUUUCCUAUUUAAAUAUUACGAUACGUCUAAUCAUGGAUUCCUAAGACUUGAAGAAUUCAUCGUAAUGGUCACUGAUAUACAUAAAUAUUCAACCAAUACAAGUCUAAAUGAAGAAACUUUGAAAACUGAAAUCGAAAAAGCAAUUCGAUGUGUAGGAAUGAAAGAUGAACGAAUUGCCAAAGAUAAUCUAAUCAAAGCUAUAUUGAACAAUUCAUUUAAGAAUACCGAAAAUCUUUGCCGUUCGCCAAAACCGAUUCUUCCGCAAAUAUCAAGGUUAAUGCAAACAAAAAUCUCAGAAAAAAGUGGAUCGUCAUCGUCGACCGAAGGAUUUCUUGUCGCCAAUCGACGAUCAAAAAAAGGAACAUGUAUUAAAUGUCGUGAUCAACAUUACGAAUAUUGUUUACAUUGUGUGACCUUCGAUACUGUUGGGCGAUGUGUCGCACCAACUCUCAUCUCUGAACAAUGGAUCGAGCCAGCAUUGGAUAACGAAAUGAAUCAGCAUAAAUAUUCAAUGGAUUUUACAUUCAAUAACAGUUCCGUGCCAAAUAUAUUCAUAGAUUUGAUAAAAGAUUUUUACAAUAAAACUAAAAUAGAAGGCAAUCAACAACUGAUAGGAUUGAUGGCUGUACGCGAAGAUUGGAAAAUUUUUUCUCGUUAUGUCAAUAUUUUAUGUGAAGAGUUGAAAGGACUUUUGAUGUCUGAAGAUAAAUUGAUCAAAAUUAAUUCACCGGCAAUCGUAGUUGGAGAUAUGCAAGGAAAUUUGAACGAUUUGUUCACACUGGAAAAGAUCUACUUUCAAGGAUUCCCUGUAACACCAUAUAAUCUAGUCUUUCUUGGCAAUUAUAGUGGAAUCGGAUCGUAUGGUGUAGAAAUGAUCACCUAUCUGUUUUCCCUUAAACUAUUGCUACCAAACAAGGUAUUUUUAUUACGUGGUACGAAUGAAAUGAAAUCGAAAAGUCGAAGAAUCCUACUACAAGAAUGUUUACAGAAAUAUGGACCAGAUUUUGGACAGAAAAUUUUUGCUGUUAUAUCAGAAAUUUUUGCUAGACUUCCAUUUGGAGUGAUUAUCGAUGAGAAUAUAUUCUGCUGUCAUUCGGGCAUACCGAAAUGGAAUAAAAUAGACAAGAUCAAUCAACUAGGUCAUGAUGUAUUUUCUGUGCUGAAAGAAGCACCGAUCGCUUAUGAAUUAUUGGUUAACACACCAUAUGGUAUGGAUGACUGUUUGUGCUCUGGAAUUGCAUCAAAAGAAUCCUCGGGUAAAUCAAAAAGCUUGAAACAUACAUCAUUGGAUUCGAAGAGUUCGAAAAAAAUGCCUCACAAAAAAUUGGGCGCCAAUCUAGUGAUCGGUGUUACAGGAUUUACGGCCUCAGAACAUUCUGACUUCGUUAAUUCAUGUUCAUUUGAUCAUCAAGCAUUUCAGAAUUUUAUGCGUUCAUAUAAUUUUCAUUAUCUAAUACGUUCACAUUCAUUGCAAACCAACGAUGAUGGCUUUGACCUACGUUAUUCGAAUCGAUGUAUAAGUAUAUUUUCUUGCUCGAAACCAAAGUCCAGUCGAUCUACUGUUGCGUUUGUUGAUGGUAGCAAUCAACGUAUACGGCUAUUAUCAUUUGAACGUGAAACGGCUACACUUACGCAAACCAAUUCAAUCAUACAUAAAUGAACUCACCAAGACAUGAUAAUAAAAUUUUUCUACUAUAGUAAAUAAAUGUACAUAUCUAUUUGUUUAUGA